AUGGGUUUUGGUGGGUGUGUGGAAAAAUGGGUUCUUGGGGUUUUGGGUAAGGUGGAGUUUGAGAAGGCCGCCAUUGAAGCAUCCCACAAGGUAAAGCUUCGAUCUUUAGAGAAAGCAGACUCCGUGUUAGCCCUUUUCAGACGCUAUGAAUUCUCAGAUACCCAGAUCUCAGAUCUUGUGCGGAGACACCCUAGACUUCUUCUUGUGGCAAAUGCCCAGAAAACGCUUUUGCCAAAGCUCGAGUUUUUAAGCUCCAUAGGUAUGUCAAGGCUCGACCUUGUUAAAACAGUGAGCCUCAGCAAUAUGCUGUUGCACCGAAGCUUGAAAAACAACAGUAUACCCUGUUAUACCUACCUCAAGAAAUUGGUAAUUUCUGAUGCCAAGGUCGUGUUCAUUAUAAAGCAUCACUCAUGGUUUUUCUGGCAAAUGCCAGCAGUGGAUGUUACAGCAAAUAUUAGGCUUGGUACAGACCUUGGCAUGCCCUCCAAUUGUAUUGCCUAUUUGCUAAAAUCUCAUACUAGAAUUGUCACGAAAAAGCAUGAAGAGUUCAGUCAGAUUGUUAGCAAUGUCAAAGGAAUGGGAUUCGGCCCCAGAAAGAUAUUAUUUGUGCAAGCCAUGGGCGCAUUAUCCGUGAAGCAAACAGCAUGGAGAGUUAAGGAACAGGUGUAUAAGAGGUGGGGAUGGUCUGAGAGUGAUAUUCGUUCUGCAUUUAGGAUGUUACCGCUGUGUAUGCUUGUUUCGGAGGAGAAAAUAAUGGGAGUAAUGGAGUUUUUAGUGAACACAAUGGGAUGGAAAUCAGGAGAAGUUGCAGAGUAUCCGUAUGUUCUUUCGUACAGCUUGGAAAAGAGAAUCAUCCCUAGGUGUUCGGUUAUUCGAGUGUUGUUGUUGAAAGGAUUGAUAGAAGAGAUGGCUCUGACUUUGGCUAGUGUUUCUACGUGUCCAGAGGAGUAUUUCUUAAGUAGGUUUGUCACCAGAUAUCUGGACCGAGUGCCUCAAUUGUUGAAUGUAUACCACCAGAAAGUGGACGUGGAGGAUGUAUGA
Molecule: messenger RNA, 1041 nt
Organism: Fragaria vesca subsp. vesca
Lineage: Eukaryota; Viridiplantae; Streptophyta; Magnoliopsida; Rosales; Rosaceae
Exons: 2
Coding region: 1-1041 (346 amino acids)
Biological process (GO): regulation of DNA-templated transcription; chloroplast organization
Cellular component (GO): chloroplast
Molecular function (GO): double-stranded DNA binding
Source: RefSeq, a predicted model, not a curated record